AUGAAUAAUAAUGAUUUUUCUGGCCAAACAUUCACAUGGGUGCUUGAGGAUCACCCUAACAUGAUAUCGACAGACCAUAACAAUAAAUGUACUCAACCACAACAGCAACAGGCAUUGCAGCCACAACCUGAGCCUUUUGCUUUAUCUGAUGCUGAUCUUUUCCAAUUCCUACUGGGUCAAGAAGCUCAACAAGCAGCUGAAACAACAAUAGGAUCUAUGCAUGAACAAAAUAACCAGGUUGCUUAUGCGAUGGAAGAAGACUCUUCCUCUUCAAGCGAGAUACCUAAAAAGAGAAAGCAGACAUCAAGCAAUAAACCACCUGCUUCUGCCACAAGUCGGUUGGACUUUAGACCCAUCAAUGACCAUGUUCCAGAAUCCCAACUUAAAGCUAUGAGCAGCAAGGAAAGACGCCAACUUCGAAAUAAAAUUUCUGCUCGUAAUUUCAGAAAUAGAAGAAAAGAAUAUGUUGGCAGCCUGGAAGAGCAGCUGAAUCAACAAAAAGCAGAAAAUAGCCAGUUGAAACUUGAACUCAAAUGGCUCAAGACAAAAGUAGAUAAGCUUCAAAAAGAAAACGACAAGUUGCGUGUUGAUAUGGUGCUUGGUGGCAUUGGUUUGCCUCCUACAACAGCAAACGCCCAACAACCUACGCCUAUCUUCGACAAUAUGCCACAUACCAACUCUCUCCUUCAUCCACCUUCUUCUUCCUCUUCCUCCUCUUCUUCAGAUGAAUCUACGCUGUCCUCUCCACCCAAUUUAUUCACUGAGUUCCCUGAUAAUUGGGACUUUGUAUUACCAGAGACCACCAAUACCAACACGGAUACUUAUUUAUCCCAUGCCUUGGUACCCCACUGGAACAUCAACCAGGUCUUAUCCAAAGAAACAUCAAAUGCUUUGUCCAGUAAUGCUUCAGCCAUGUUCCAGCAAUAUCCUCUCCUUGCCCCCGCCUUGAUGUCGAUUGUCUUGGCACACACCAUGACCAUGAGUACAAACGAACUCUUGGCCACUGCCAAAUUAAGCCCUUCGGCACUAUUGCCAGCAACCAAUCAUAUUCAGUACAAUGAAAAAGAUCCUUUUGCUGGUUCUACCAUAAUGACAGACAAAGAAGCGAAGGCUGUCUGGAACAUCUUGGAGCCGAUCACAUUAAUGAAGGAGAGAAAGCUUUAUCUUACUGGAGAAGAAAACAAGCAGGUUGAAGAAAAACAAGAAGAUACAUCUUCAGCAACCUCGACAACUAACUGCAAAUUUACCAAUGCUGCCAUCAAUACUUACAUUGCUAUGACUGCUUUCUGUCCUUUAGUCUCGCUUCAACAUAGACUUGGUCGAUUCCUUUGUGAGUUUGCUGCCACUCACUGUACAGUUACAGCUGCUGAUACACCACAACAAAGUAUGAUGGCAAACAAUCAGCCACAAGAAGAGGAUCCUAUAAACAAGAAAUUCAUCCUUUGCAGACAAUUCCAGAAAGCAAAGAGAUACAUUGCUGCAUGCCAUUAA
Molecule: messenger RNA, 1491 nt
Organism: Gilbertella persicaria
Lineage: Eukaryota; Fungi; Mucoromycota; Mucoromycetes; Mucorales; Choanephoraceae
Exons: 2
Coding region: 1-1491 (496 amino acids)
Biological process (GO): regulation of transcription by RNA polymerase II; endoplasmic reticulum unfolded protein response
Cellular component (GO): nucleus
Molecular function (GO): DNA-binding transcription factor activity, RNA polymerase II-specific; RNA polymerase II cis-regulatory region sequence-specific DNA binding
Source: RefSeq, a predicted model, not a curated record